UAUACAUAUACAUAUAGAUACAUCCAAGCAACAAUGGAAUCUCCACAAAUAUGAAACAUCUUCUCAUCUAGCCUAUGAUCAUGGCAUUCUUCAUCAUCUUCUUCUUCCUCUUCCUCUUUGAAGCAGCAUUAGGACAGCAAGAAGUUGGGCUUAAGACAAACUUCUACUCGUCUUCUUGCCCGAAAGUCGAAUCCAUCGUUCGAUCCACAGUCGAGGCCCGCUUCGACAAAGACCCUACGAUCGCUGCCGCCUUGCUCCGGCUUCAUUUUCAUGACUGCUUUGUCCAUGGUUGCGACGCGUCGAUCCUCAUCGAUUCGCCCUCGUCGGAGAGGAAGGCGCUUCCUAAUCUCGGGUUGAGAGGGUUCGACGUCGUGGAAGAUGCAAAAGCGCAGCUCGAGGCGGACGGGGCGUGCCCCGGGGUCGUAUCGUGCGCUGAUAUAUUAGCGUUGGCGGCGCGCGAUGCCGUGGAUUUGAGUGGCGGGCCGAGCUGGGGAGUGCCGUGUGGGAGAAGAGACGGGCGGGUUUCUUUCUCGUCGGACGCGUCGGGGUUGCCGGGGCCGGCGGAUUCCGUGGCCGUACAGAGGCUGAAGUUUGCGGCCAAGGGGUUGGAUGAUCAUGAUCUUGUCACGCUUGUUGGAGCGCACACCAUCGGCCAGACAGACUGCCUCUUCUUCCGCUACCGUCUCUACAACUUCACGGCGACAGGGAACGCCGACCCUAGCAUCAGACAACCAUUCCUUGUACAAUUGCAAUCCACAUGUCCUAAAGACGGGCCGGCCUCCCAACGGGUGGCAUUGGACACCGGUAGCCAGUUGAAAUUCGAUGCGGGGUUUUUCAAGAAUGUGAGGGACGGAAAUGGAAUUUUGGAGUCGGACCAACGGCUGUGGGGAGAUGAAUCCACACGGCGGGUCGUGAAUAAUUACGCGGGAAGCAUAAGAGGGCUAUUAGGGUUGAGGUUUAACUUUGAGUUUCCGAAGGCUAUGGUGAAAAUGAGCAGCAUUGAGGUCAAGACCGGGACUCAAGGGGAGAUUAGAAAGACAUGUUCUAAGUUUAAUUUGUGAUCUAUCAUUCGAUCGAUAAAGAUAAACAUGUCGUAAAGACUAUUUUGUUA
Molecule: messenger RNA, 1111 nt
Organism: Andrographis paniculata
Lineage: Eukaryota; Viridiplantae; Streptophyta; Magnoliopsida; Lamiales; Acanthaceae
Product: peroxidase 25-like
Exons: 4
Coding region: 75-1061 (328 amino acids)
Biological process (GO): response to oxidative stress; hydrogen peroxide catabolic process
Cellular component (GO): plasmodesma; plant-type cell wall
Molecular function (GO): heme binding; peroxidase activity
Source: RefSeq, a predicted model, not a curated record